Salvelinus fontinalis (brook trout) is the source of this 3965-nucleotide messenger RNA. RefSeq lists its product as uncharacterized. The transcript is spliced from 7 exons. The coding region runs from base 2574 to 3371 and encodes 265 amino acids. The record is from RefSeq and is a predicted model, not a curated record. Lineage: Eukaryota; Metazoa; Chordata; Actinopteri; Salmoniformes; Salmonidae.
AUCUAAGCACAGACAUGCUGCCCAGCCUCUCUAAGGAAGAUUUACUUGAUCUUUCUCGGGCCAGAGCACUUCUUCAGAAGGAGAAGCAUUUGGAGAUUUACUCAUGGUGAAAAUGAGGGUCAAGAAUCAGACCUGUGUAGACCAGGCACCUCUGGGACCUGUGAUUUCAGCCCCACUCCCACCCCCUUCUUCCACCUUCCUGUCCCCUCCAUCCCCCCACCCCUCUCCAAACCCAAGAGACCAACAUGGUGCCACCAGAACCAUACAGCUUGUCAGUCCACAGUAUGUCUUAUACACAGACACAGAGUUGGAGCAAUCAAGAAGCACCUUUUUUGAAAAACAGCGUGAUGGACAAGGAGACUAUCCUUUCCAAAGAUCUUCGCUGUCGAUUAAUCAGGAAUACAGUAACAAGUAGAGGUUGACCGAUUAUGAUUUUUCAACGCCGAUACCAAUUAUUGGAGGACCAAAAAAAAGCCGAUACCAAUUAAUCAGCCAAUUUUUUACAUUUAUUUGUAAUAAUGACAAUUACAACAAUACUGAAUGAACACUUAUUUUAACUUAAUAUAAUACAUCAAUAAAAUCAAUUUAGCCUCAAAUAAAUAAUGAAACAUGUUCAAUUUGGUUUAAAUAAUGCAAAAACAAAGUGUUGGAGAAGAAAGUAAAAGUGCAAUAUGUGCCAUGUAAGAAAGCUAACGUUUAAGUUCCUUGCUCAGAACAUAUGAAAGCUGGUGGUUCCUUUUAACAUGAGUCUUCAAUAUUCCCAGGUAAGAAGUUUUAGGUUGUAGUUAUUAUAGUACUAUUUCUCUCUAUACCAUUUGUAUUUCAUUAACCUUUGACUAUUGGAUGUUCUUAUAGGCACUUUAGUAUUGCCAGUGUAACAGUAUAGCUUCCAUCCCUCUCCUCGCUCCUACCUGGGCUCGAACCAGGAACAACGACAACAGCCACCCUCGAAGCACCAUUACCCAUGCAGAGCAAGGGGAAUAACUACUCCAAGUCUCAGAGCGAGUGACGUUUGAAACGCUAUUAGCGCGCACCCCGCUAACUAGCUAGCCAUUUCACAUCGGUUACACCAGCCUAAUCUCAGGAGUUGAUAGGCUUGAAGAACAGCGAAGAGCUUCUGGCAAAACGCAGGAAAGUGCUAUUUGAAUGAAUGCUUACAAGCGUGCUGCUGCCUACCACUGCUCAGUCAGACUGCUCUAUCAAAUCAUAGACUUAGUUACAACAUAAUAACACACAGAAAUAUGAGCCUUAGGUCAUUAAUAUGGUAGAAUCCGUAAACUAUCAUCUUGAAAACAAGACGUUUAUUCUUUCAGUGAAAUACGGAAUGUUCCGUAUUUUAUCUAACGGGUGGCAUCCAUAAGUCUAAAUAUUCCUGUUACAUUGCACAACCUUCAAUGAUAUGUCAUAAUUACGUAAAAUUAUGGCAAAUUAGGUGGCCCAAACUGUUGCAUAUACACUGACUCUGCGUGCAAUGAACGCAAGAGAAGUGACACAAUUUCACCUGGUUAAUAUUGCCUGCUAACCUGGAUUUCUUUUAGCUAAAUAUGCAGGUUUAAAAAAUAUAUACUUCUGUGUAUUGAUUUUAAGAAAGGCAUUGAUGUUUAUGGUUAGGUACACAUUGGAGCAACGAUGCGCACCGCAUCGAUUAUAUGCAACGCAGGACAAGCUAAAUAAACUAGUAAUAUCAUCAACCAUGUGUAGUUAACUAGUGAUUAUGAUUGAUUAAUUUGUAUAAGAUAAGUUUAAUGCUAGCUAGCAACUUACCUUGGCUUCUUACUGCAUUCGCGUAACAGGCCGUCUCCUCGUGGAGUGCAAUGUAAUCAGGUGGUGUCACGUUCCUGACCUGUUUUCUGUUGUUUUGUAUGUGUGUGAUGGUCAGGGCGUGAGUUUUGGGUGGGCAGUCUAUGUUUUCCGUUUCUAUGUUGGUUUUGGGUUGCCUGGUAUGGCUCUUAAUUAGAGGCAGGUGUUUUGCGUUUUCCUCUAAUUGAGAGUCAUAUUAAGGUAGGAGGUUCUCACUGUUUGUUUGUGGGUGAUUGUCACUGUGUCUGUGUUUGUUGCACCACACGGUACUGUCUCGGUCGUUCCUGUUUAUGUGUUCCUCGUUUCAUGUAAGUUCAUAGUUUAGGUUUGUCUAGUUCGUUUUGUUGUUUUGUAAAAUUAUUCAAGUGUUCUCCGUGUGUUUAGUUUCGUCUUGUUAAAUAAAGUUCAUUAUGUAUUCACAACCCGCUGCGCCUUGGUCAACUCACUCACCGAAAGAGGGUCGUUACAGGUGGUUAGAGCGUUGGACUAGUUAACUAUAAGGUUGCAAUAUUGAAUCCCCCGAGCUGACAAGGUAAAAAUCUGUCGUUCUGCCCCUGAACAAGGCAGUUAACCCAUCGUUCCUAGGCCGUCAUUGAAAAUAAGAAUGUGUUCUUAACUGACUUUCCUCGUUAAAUAAAAGUGUAAAAAAAUAAAUAAUAAAAAAAACGCCAAAUCGGUGUCCAAAAAUACCAAUUUCCGAUUGUUAUGAAAAGUUGAAAUCGUCCCUAAUUAAUCUGCCAUUCCGAUUAAUCGGUCGACCUCUAGUAACAAGCAUGAUUUCCAAUAAGAGAGCAGCAGGGGAUGACUUCCAGUAUCCAUGCAGCCGUGAACUCACUGUAAUGGCGAAGCGUCUCAUAGAGUACUACCCAAUGCUGCGGGACAGAUCUACAACCAGUGGAGCUGAGUGGGAAUCUGUGAAGAAGCAGCUUUUGAAAAGGAUUCAGAAUGUGACAACCCCCAAAAAGAAGCAGGGAGCGACUCCUUCAAGAAAGAGGCCACGAAGCCUUAGAUUUCAGAGCAGCCAGGAGAUGUCCACUGAUGAGACUGAUGAAUCCACCUCCUCAACCCUGAUCUUGGAGAGAUCCCCACAAUCUAGAUGCAGCACCCCAGAGGUUGAACAGUUGGGUGAAACUACUGGGAGCCUACAGAACCAGACGAGACAUUAUAAAACUCUACAGGGGAUGUACAAAACCAAGGCCAGACCCAACCAGAAGGAUGUUUCCCAGCUCCUGGACCUUGAAUUCCAAGCAAGACGGGCCUUCAUCGACUCUGAUGCUACUAAGGAGCAGGACAGGCCUACCAAGAUACUUCAAGCGUAUCCCUGCUUCAGAGAACUGGAUCAUGUUAUGGAUGAACUCCGGCGGAUCCUCGAUCAAGGGAACUCCCGCUUCAUACCUGAACUGAAGACCCGCUGGGGGACCUUUUACAACAAGGCACAGUUUUAUGGAGUGUUCAAAAAGGUCAUGAAGCCACCGCUGCUGGACAAAGCACUCAAUCGCCAUGAUGAAGGAUUUACCAGAUAUGUUCCCAUCACCUGUGGCUCCACCGAAGAAGUUAGGACAUGCAAGUGAGGCUAUGCUUCACAUCCUUGAGUCUGCAGAAGAGCCCAACACCUUUCUUCAGGCGAGACCACUCUUCAGCCCUGUCGUGAAUGUCUGCGAAACCAACUGCGUACUGGCCAUUGAAACCAUGCCUGUGGUGAUCUUCCCAAAAGAGGACAUCUAUGCCAGUGUGACGUAUCUCAUGGCGUGUUAUUACGCCUUUCACCUCACAUAUCCAAAGUGCAUUGUGACACUCCUCUCUGUGCUGCAGACAGAAGUCCUCUCGGACGCAAUCCAUGACCGGGACAUGACUUCUUCAUAGAAAAAGGCUAUGGUCGAGUGGAAAAAGUUAAUUACUGACUAGGGUUGCACAAUACAAUUUUUUAAUUUCCAGUCCCGAUAACAGAACUGUGUGUAUUGGCCCAUCUGAGAACCGAUCCGAUAACCUUUAAUAAAUAGGCAGGGCGUUUGUUGUUUAUUAUAAGAAGGUUUAAAGCACUGUUAUGUUUGUUAUCUUCCCAUUGGUCUUACAUUUUCACCUUGACCACCAAUGGCCUUUGUUGUUGUUUUUGCAUCCUUUGUUCUGCCCAUAUCAGCCUCUGGAUAUACUGAGUCCUCAAUAAA